This is a messenger RNA of Drosophila takahashii, 2787 nucleotides long. The record is from RefSeq and is a predicted model, not a curated record. Lineage: Eukaryota; Metazoa; Arthropoda; Insecta; Diptera; Drosophilidae.
ACAGAUUGAAAUCACAGUACCAGCCAAGGCAGAACCCGGCGAAGUGGUCAACUUGUCAGUAAAGACCGAUCCCCAUUCCUUCGUAGGACUUUUAGGAGUCGACCAGAGUGUUCUGCUUCUAAGGUCCGGAAACGACCUCAGUCAGGAUCGCAUCUUUGAUAAUCUCAGCAAUUUCGCAUCGAACGGCCUGGUAACCCUGACCAAUGCACACAUAAAGGAUGAAAGCGCGGAUCUAGAUGCACUUACUUAUUUUGAGACGUGCGGACUCGGCAGUCGUACUGCAGCAGGCACCACUCCGAAGCCAGGUAAGAUAGUUCCAGCCAGUUUAAGCUAUAACUAAUAUUUCCAAUAACCAGGCAAAAAGUCACCCAUUCCAAAGGAUGUACUAUCGACCAAACCCGAAUUUACACCCCCACCAAUUCGUCAGGAGUUCCCUGAAACCUGGCUCUUUGCGAAUAUCACCGACGUUGGGCCAAAUGGAGCAGUGCUGAGUAGCAAGAUCCCCGACACGAUGACCUCCUGGGUCAUUACUGGCUUCUCCCUGAACCCCAAUUCCGGAUUUGCCAUGACAAAGAACCCCUCUAGAAUUCGCGUGUUCCGGCCGUUCUUCAUAUCCACCAACCUGCCGUAUUCCGUGAAACGAGCCGAGAUCAUAGCCAUUCCGGUGGUGGUUUUCAACUACCUGGACAGGCAGGUGGAGGCCACCGUGUGGAUGGAUAACUCGGAUCAGGAGUACGAUUUCUCCGAGGUCGUAAGUGAUAAGCAGGCGAGGGAUGUGCCACAGGCUCGCCGUUUCAAGCGACUCACGAUUCCCGCCAACACCGGAAGAAGCCUCUCCUUCAUGAUUCGUCCCAAGAAAGUCGGCCUAACUGCGCUGAAGAUCACCGCCCAGUGUCCUUGGGCUCAGGACACCAUCCAUGAAAACUUGAGAGUGGAGGCCGAUGGUGUGACUAAGUACGUUAACAAGGCCAUUCUGAUCAAGGCCAAUCGCAGGCAUAGCCGCAGUGUGGGAGCUUGGGAGAGUUUGGGAGAGCCCGAAAAAUCCAUUGAGGUCGAGAUGCCACCGGAUGUGGUACCAGGUUCCGAAUCCACGAUAUUCUCAGUGGGCGGCGACAUUCAGGCUCCCAAUCUGGAGCACAUAGACGCCCUGGUUAACCUGCCCUCCGGCUGUGGAGAACAGAACAUGAUAAACCUUGUGCCUAACAUCAUGGUUCUUCGCUUUCUGGAAGCCACUGGCCGCAAGGAUUUCGCCAUUGAGAAGCGGGCCAGGGGCUUUUUGGCCACCGGCUACCAGACCGAGCUGACCUACAAGCAUGGCGACGGCUCCUACAGCACUUGGGGACCCAGUGAUUCCCAGGGUAGCACUUGGCUCACCGCCUAUGUGAUCCGCUCAUUCCACAUGGCCAAAAAUUUCAUACACAUUGACUCAAGUGUCCUAAAGGACGGACUGCGUUUCCUGGCAUCCAAACAAAGUGGAAACGGCGAGUUCCCAGUAAAUGGCGUAUAUUACGAGGAAAUGAAGAAACCCCUGGCCUUCACCUCCUAUAUUCUGCUCACCUUCUUCGAGAACGAGGAAUACCUGUCGCAAUACCAGUAUGUGAUUGACAAUGGAAUGCGUUAUGUGGCCAGCCAAGUGGACAACACCAAUGAGCCGUUGUCUUUGGCUUUAGCUGCUCUGGUCUUAUCACUGGCCCAAAACCCAAAGGCCGGUGAUGUCCUAACCCGACUGGAGGGCAUGGCCAGGACUAAGGAGAACUUGAAGUGGUGGUCCAAGCAGCCGGACUCCGUGGGAUACAGGGACGUGGAGCUGACCGCCUAUGUGCUGCUUGCCAUGCUGGAGAACGGAUUCACGGAGGAGCCCCUGCCCAUCAUCGAGUGGUUGAAUGGCCAGAGGAACAGCAACGGCGGCUUUGGCUCCACACAGGAUACGGUUGUGGCCCUGCAGGCCAUCACCAAGUUCUCAACGGAAAUCGCUUUGCCCCCCGGCGAUAUGGAUGUUACGUAUCGGUAUAAGGAAGACGGACCGGUAUCUAAAAUAAGAGUCAAUCGCGACGAGGUGGGCAAAAUGCAUUAUCAAGAGCUGCCGAAGAAUACCGCCCAGGUUUAUGUCUCCGGCAAGGGAACCGGAGUAUCAUUUGUCCAGCUCUCUUAUCGCCAUAAUGUGGCCACCAAGGAGGCGCAGCCCAGCUUCAAAGUAACCACCACCGUCAAGGACUCGACCAACAAGCAUCUCAAGCUGCAGGUUUGCGCUGAAUACACUCCCCUCGAGGCAGCUGACAGGGGAAAACCCUCCAACAUGGCGCUCAUGGAGAUCCAGCUGCCCUCUGGCUUUGUUCCCGCAUCCGAGGACCUCGACAAGAUCCGCUCCUUUGCCGGCGUCAAGCUCGUCGAGACCAAGAACGAGGACUCCAUGGUGGUGGUCUACUUCGACAGCCUGACCAAGGGUGACCCCAAGUGCGUGACCGUGACCGCAACUCGUGCCCAUGCGGUGGCCAUGCAGAGGCCAUCCUACGUCAUCGUCUACGACUAUUACGUCAAGGAGCGAAGGGCCACCCAGUUUUACCAGGUGGAGUCCUCCCUGUGCGACAUCUGUGAGGGCGAGGACUGCGGGCGCAGGUGCUAAGAGAGUCGAUAUUGGAUCAGACCAUAAGAGAAACUCAAACUAAAGGUCCUUGAAAUUAUUAACAUGUUUAACUAACUAGAAAAACAUGAAUAAAAAACUUAAGAAUAUUUAAAGUGGUUUCAAUUAUAAUAACACAUAUUCCUCCUAGAAAAAGUAAAGAAAUA